This is a messenger RNA of Vanessa tameamea, 1884 nucleotides long. Its product is annotated as zinc finger protein 761-like. NCBI's taxonomy places the organism in Eukaryota, Metazoa, Arthropoda, Insecta, Lepidoptera, Nymphalidae. Gene Ontology annotation, molecular function: DNA-binding transcription factor activity; RNA polymerase II cis-regulatory region sequence-specific DNA binding. The coding region runs from base 7 to 1617 and encodes 536 amino acids. The transcript is spliced from 10 exons. The record is from RefSeq and is a predicted model, not a curated record. Gene Ontology annotation, biological process: regulation of transcription by RNA polymerase II.
AAAACAAUGUUCGACCCAUCUGAUUUUCCUUACAAAGAGUUGACUGAAUCUAUAAGUGAGCAUUACAGCGCAGAUGAUCUUAUUUUUAACAGUGACGCUGUGGUCACUGAUUCUGUAUUAAAUGAUAAAGAUCUUGUAAAAGUUACAGAAGAAAUUAUUUCAACAGUAGAAAAUCAUUUAUCAUUUAAUUCUAAUAAUUCUGGCCGGUUUUUUAAUGUUGAUAACACUUCCAUUUUGGACAUAGAACAAAACUCAGAAUUAUACGUUGUGCAAUCAGAUAAUUCAUACAACUAUGAGCCUAUAUUACUAGACGAUAAUAUAGUCAACCAAUUUUUACUUCCUGUUCAAGCAUCUUCAGAUAAAAACAAGGCUGCAGAAAAUAUAGAUCCCGAUAUAUUAGCGUUACAUUCGUGCGUUAUAUGCCACGAAAUAUUCACUACCGAUACGGAUUUACUUGAUCACACAAUUUCUACACACACUUCCGAUCACCCAUUGGAGCACGAAACGAGUCCUUUAUUGCCUUCUGCUAUCAAUAAUACUUUGGAAGUUGUUUUUACUACAGAACCAAAUAUCAGUUCCGAGUGCGAUUGGCUGGUGUGCGGUGUGUGCGAGCGAGUGCUGUCGACCGCGCUUGAAUCCGAACCCCGCGAGCUACUAUGUUGCUCGGAUAUCAGUGGCAAAGGUUCCGUGGGUUCGCGAAGGCUCAGUUCUAUGUUCGUGUGCGAAUACUGCAGUUACUUGUUCGCAACCGGGGAAGCGUUAGAUCGACACCGACUGACAUGCUUCGGGCAAGAAGAUUUCUACCCGAUACAAUCAGAGGAAACAAUUUUAGAAACAAACAUAUUACCAAUUUCCGAAAAUUAUAUAUUUUGUAAUAUUUGCGGCAAGCAAUGUGAUAACGAGGAACAAUUAAAAUUUCACGAGAUUGAAAGUCACAAGCCAACGACCAGGCAACGCCGUCCGUACAACACUUGCAACAGCAACAAGAUGUGGAACUGUGGAUCUUGUAAUCAACUUUUCGCUACAGCCAGAGAGCUCUAUCGUCACAAGCGGGGCGAAGACCGCCCGCCCGGCUCGCCGCUCAUGGCGUAUGUCUGUGAGGAAUGUGACAAGGUUUUGGGGAGCAUGUGCGCUUUGCACACACAUAAAAAAAUGCAUAAAGUAACAAAGCCUGGUUACCCAUGUAGAGUCUGCGGUCGUCGAUUUAACCAGUCCGGCCACUUGGCAAUUCAUAUGCGUAUGCACACUGGGGAGCGACCGUAUCCUUGCGACCUGUGCUCGAAGGCCUUUAAAGUUAAGGUGGAGCGCGACGACCAUCGGCGGACGCACACCGGCGAACGCCCCUUUGCGUGCGCCGCCUGCCCCAAGACGUUCACUGCCGCUGCACGCUUGCGUGAACACGCGCGCAUACACACCGACCAAAGGCCAUACAAAUGCGAUAUUUGUGGCGCUGCAUUCCGAAGGCCCUACGCUCGUACCGUCCACACUCUAAUACAUACAGGGGAGAAGCCACACGAGUGUGACGUGUGUGGAACUGCCUUUAGACGUUCGGGAGAUAUGUGGAAGCAUAAAAGAACACUACACGGCAUUCAGGCAAAUGGCAGUGAUGCAAAAUAGAUUAAAUAAAAUAUUCUACGAUGAAAUCUGAUCAACUUUAUAGAGAUUUCCAAACAAGUUUUGUGCAGCCAAUGAGGAUAAUCUGUCAAUUUUUUAAAUUCUGCAACAGAAGAACUUUAGCAUUUCAAAUAAUUAUGGUCAACGACGUAUCUUUAAUUCUUAGAAGUAUCACGGAAUGCCAUGAGCUACAAUUGACAAAUGACAUCAGAAAUGACGUACUAUAACCACCAUAAUGUAUGCCUUGUAUAAAUGUUUGUCAUUUUUUUU